Messenger RNA from Paramecium pentaurelia, 643 nucleotides. NCBI's taxonomy places the organism in Eukaryota, Ciliophora, Oligohymenophorea, Peniculida, Parameciidae. The record is from the annotation of a GenBank genome assembly.
AUGAAACCCUCAUAAACAUUCCGUAUAAAAUCCAUAAAAACUACUAUAAAUAAUAACCAUCAAUAAAAAUCCUUAUAAAUGAGUCUAAAGUGUUAAUCUUUAACAAAUAAAACUAUUAAAUAAAAAGAUUAAAUAUAUAAGAGAUUUAGCUAAAUCUAACCUUUACAUGAUCUACAAAAAUCAAUUAACAUACCUUGUAGAUAAUCCAUAGCAUCUGUGACUGAUAGUUAAAUAAGCGCAGAUGAAGAAUUUGAGAUAUGGGAUGAUAAUUAAGAUUUAAGAGUCAAAAAAAUAAUAUUAGAUGAUAAACAAUCUUCUAUCAGCCAGUUCUUGUAAUUGUACAAAGCUCGAUAUGGGUAUUAAAUAUGUCUAUUAAAGGGGAUUUCCAGGAUAAAGACAGGCUAUUUAGAAUGAAGAGGUGAUAAAAACUGCCAUUUCUUAUGCAUCGUCAAGUAAAAAACUAUUUAAAAAAUAUUUCCCUUCUAAAUUUGUUGUAUUUGAAGAUCAAAACGAUUAUUCAUAGCCUUAUGAUAUAGAGGAUGAUUAGCACUUUCAAACUUUUAAUAAAUUCUUUAGAAAUAAGAAACUAUUAUCAACUCACAAAGUAUCUUAUUAAAGUUUGAAGAAAACUCAAAAUUUUUGA